Rhodofomes roseus is the source of this 2193-nucleotide messenger RNA. Its product is annotated as Nop domain-containing protein. Gene Ontology annotation, molecular function: snoRNA binding. The record is from RefSeq and is a predicted model, not a curated record. The transcript is spliced from 9 exons. Gene Ontology annotation, cellular component: box C/D methylation guide snoRNP complex; small-subunit processome. Lineage: Eukaryota; Fungi; Basidiomycota; Agaricomycetes; Polyporales; Fomitopsidaceae. The coding region runs from base 98 to 1801 and encodes 567 amino acids.
CAAGUCGGUCUGCAGCAAAGGUACAGUACACGGUACCGUACCGCACCGUCCGAUCGCCUCGCCUAUCCUUGAGAGGUCCUCUCGCUCGCCGCCCACCAUGCUGGUUCUAUACGAGACGGCGCUCGGCUAUUGUAUCUUCAAGCUCACAGACUCGGCAAAAGUCCAGAGCGCAAACCUCUGGGAGGAGUUCGAGACACCAGAGCGGGCGAACAAGCUUCUGAAGCUCAAGUCCCUCCACCGCUUCACGUCCACCGCGACAGCCGUCGAGGACAUCACCGCUCUCCAGGAGGGCAAGCUCGGGAAGGGCCUGAAGAAAUUUCUGUCGGACGAGAUUGUCGGCAAGGGCAAGGCAAAGGAGACACUGGCCGUGUUUGACCCGAAGCUCGGUCACUCGAUCAGCAAAAAGCUUGGGAUCAAUGUCGUCGCGAAUGAGUCGAUGGACUUGUUCCGUGGUAUUAGGAGUCAGCUGGCUUCGCUCCUGGACGGGUUGGACCCGAAGGACCUUGCGACUAUGAGCUUGGGUCUCAGUCAUUCAUUAUCACGCUUCAAGCUCAAGUUCUCGCCAGACAAGGUUGACACUAUGGUGGUCCAAGCCAUAGCGCUGCUGGACGACUUGGAUAAGGAAAUCAACAUUUAUUCCAUGCGUGUCAAGGAAUGGCACGGCUGGCACUUCCCCGAACUCGCCAAAAUCAUUGUCGACAACCUCGCAUACGCCAAGGUCGUCAAAGCGAUGGGCUUCCGGACCAACGCCGCGACGACGGACUUCUCCGCCAUCCUCCCCGAGGACCUCGAGGCGACAGUCAAGGCCGCCGCCGAAAUCUCCAUGGGCACCGAGAUCUCCGACUCGGACAUCGCGCACAUCCACUCGCUCUGCGACCAGGUCAUCGCGAUCACCGCGUACCGCACGCAGCUCGCGGAGUACCUCCGCAACCGCAUGAACGCGAUCGCGCCCAACCUGACCGCGCUCGUCGGUGAGCUCGUCGGCGCGCGCCUCAUCAGCCACGCCGGCAGCCUGCUGAACCUCGCGAAGCACCCUGCGAGUACGGUGCAGAUCUUGGGCGCGGAGAAGGCGCUGUUCAGGGCGCUGAAGACGAAGCACGACACGCCGAAAUACGGGCUCAUCUACCAUGCAUCUCUCAUCGGUCAAGCACCACCAAAACUCAAGGGCAAGAUGGCCCGCAUGGUCGCCACGAAAGCUGCCCUCUCCAUCCGUGUCGACGCGCUCUCCGACGUAGACAGCAAGUCCGAGCCGCAGGCACCGUCAAUAGGCAUCGAGAACCGCGCGAAGCUCGAGGCGCGGCUGCGCGCGCUCGAGGGCCAGGGCGACGCCGCGGCGGUGCGCUCCGCGUUCUCGGGGCGCACGCAGCAGAAGUUCCAGAUGGGCGGCGAGGCGAAGACGUACAACGACCAGGCGGACUUCGUGUCGACGCAGCGCGAGCCCGUCGAGAGCGCGGUGCAGGCUGCGCUCGACGUGAAGGAGGAGAAGAGGCGCGCCAAGGAGGAGAGGCGCGCGAAGAGGCGCGCGGAGAAGGAGGUGAAGUCGGAUGGCGAGAAUGGGGUGGCUGAGGAUGAUGCGAUGGACGUGGAUGGGGAGGAGAGUAAGAAGGAGAAGAAGCGGAAGCGGAGAGAGAGCGAGGCGGCGGAGGUGGUGGAGAAGUCGAAGGAUCUGGACGCUGAGACAGAAGCGGAGCGGAAGGCGAGGAAGAAGGCACGCAAGGCGGAGAAGGCGGCAGCAGCAGCAGCCGGUGAGGCAGAUGGCGCAGAGUCCACAAAAAAGAAGCGAAGAAAGUCGGAGGCAUAGUGUUUUUCUACUCCUCGCUUUCUGGUUGUAUACGUCGUUCGCAUUAUCUUGUCGUAAUAUUCGCAUUUCACAUUGUUCACGCCGUGCAUUGCACUCGGGUAACUUCGCCGUCUGUCAUAAAGCACAGUUGAGCGCGUUGGGAACGUGCCCGUACGCGGUACCGACUCUGACUCUAACAUGUUCCUCGUGUAAGAAGGUCUGCAUACGUGGUCGACGACUCCACCCUUGCUUUAUUAGUUCGAGAUAUGGAAGUAGUGGACCGUAUGUAUGCCAGUCAACGCAAGGUUCUGGUUGUUCGACAGGACCAGCGCAACCCGAUUCAUUCCGGUAGGGACAGGCUCGCGAUGCUUUGGACCCUUUCAUCCCUCCUGUUACUAUGCGGCCAACCGUUC